Molecule: messenger RNA, 1122 nt
Organism: Lytechinus variegatus (green sea urchin)
Lineage: Eukaryota; Metazoa; Echinodermata; Echinoidea; Temnopleuroida; Toxopneustidae
Exons: 3
Coding region: 259-1116 (285 amino acids)
Source: RefSeq, a predicted model, not a curated record
AUCUCUACAUAGGCCUAUUUAUUUGGAGUUCCAAGCCGCCUGUAAAAAUUUGCCAAUUGGAAUGAAUAAGACAUGAUUUUGUUGAGUAGAAAAGCCGUAGACAUAAUUAUAUCAUUGGCCUUAGCAGCAGUCGUUCUGGUAACCUGGGGCUUUGUGAUAUAUGCUGGUCGUAUUACAGCUGUCAGGAUCUACCCGGAGUUGGCUGAAGAACCGUGAUUCAAGAGUGACACCGGGUCAAUUGUUCCAGUGUCAAGGAAGAUGGAUUGCCCUGCCAGGAGAUGUCAGGUAGUAGUCAGGAAGAUGAACCUUGGUGAGAAAGCAACCAUGCACAGGUGUGUCGUCCCCAUCAAGAGACUACCAAUCACCAACAAGACAUCUCCGCAAGGGUCUACGAAGCUCUCCCGUGUCCAACUCCAGAAGCUGAAGGUCCUCCUGCAGAAGUUGAAGCUGAGCACGGACAGGGUCGAUGGCAAGAUUACUGUCCAAGGUGAGAGGGGGGAUGCAGGAGGUGUAAAGGAGAAAACUCUCUCGACUGUCCAGCUUCGAACCCUGAGAGUGCUUCUCAACAAGCAGAAACUAAACAACCGAUGUGACAGACUGGAAGUCAGAGAGAAGAAAGUAGAACCUGUGAAGACUACUCUGUCCAGCUACCAGCUCCAUAAAUUCAAGGUUUUGCUUAAUAAGGUGAAGCUGGACAAGGAUGACUCGAUUAAGGCUCAAUCCAAAGAGAACAGGGACAACGCGGAAAGAACUCUGUCCAAGGUGCAGCUCCAUAAGCUCCAGAUUCUCCUCAGCAAGCUGAAACUGAGCAACGACAGGAAGGAUUCAUCGAUCAUCAUUGAUAAAGAUUGUGGCAUUGUAACGUGCCCACAUUCCCUUUCUGCAAUGAACAAGACACGCUUCAGAGUCCUCGUUAGGAGACUCAAACUCCACAACAUCCCGCAGGGCCUAGACCAUACCCUCUUCAUCGACAAGGAGCUGGGCUUUGUAGCCAAUCCCUACUUACUCCCAAGCUAUCGUAGAGGUCACUUCCGUAAACCCUAUCACAGCGUCCUAAAAUUCAGAAGAAGCCGUGUUGGGCAGUGCCGUGUGCGCAUCAGAAAGAUUCAUUUGUAAUUCCAU